GCGAAGGCGCGGCCAGGACGCGCCUCCUUAGUCCCCGGGAGGAAGGGGAAGGAAGGUGGCCGCCGGCUCGUAAACAAUAGCCCGGCUGGCGGCUUUGUUCGCAGCCCGGCGGGAGGGUCCGGGGCUCCCCGUGCCCGCCCCGGUGGCGCUCGAACGAGGGAAAUACUCACCCUGCCUGCCUGCUGAAGUUUGCCAGGCCAGGGUUUUUCUCGUCACUGAGAGUACGUUGUACAGCAAAACAGAGAACGGAGAUGUUCCAGCACAUGGGCACAACAAUGCAUGAAGCCAGCCGCAUUGCUUGAGUUUAUUUUGGAGAAAGAAAACUUCAUCUGUGCUUAACAAGACUUUUCCUGGGAGGCAGAACAGAAACAGGAAGGGAAAACAUUGCUUUAAAGAAAUCUGAAGAUGAGCGCCCACACCCAAACUGCAGAGAAAGGACAGAACACGACACUUCUUUGCCAGGAAAGCUAUGUUUGCAGUGGGACAGAUGAAGCAAUUUUUGAGUGUGACGAGUGCAGGAGCCUGCAGUGCCAGCGUUGUGAAGAAGAGCUGCAUCAGCCAGAAAGGUUACGGAACCAUGAACGGACCCGUAUAAGACCUGGCCAUGUCCCGUACUGUGACUCCUGCAAAGGUGCCAAUGGGAACAUAAUGCAUGCCAGUAUGACGGGCUCGAGGCAGAUGGCAGCAGUGAGGUGUCAGGUGUGCAAAAUCAACCUCUGUGUGGAGUGUCAGAAGAGAACACAUGCUGGGGGGAACAGAAGGAAGCACCCUGUCACCAUAUACCAUGCUGGCAAAGCCCAAGAGCAAGAAGAGGAGGAGGGGAUGGAUGAGGAGACCAAGAGAAGGAAGAUGACAGAGAAAGUUGUUAGUUUCCUCUUGGUGGAUGAAACUGAAGAGAUUCAGGUAAGGAAUGAAGAAGACUUUAUUAAGAAACUGGACUGCAGUCCUGACCAGCAUCUAAAGGUAGUGUCCAUCUUUGGGAACACGGGGGAUGGCAAGUCUCACACCCUUAACCACACUUUCUUCUAUGGCCGGGAAGUCUUCAAGACGUCUCCAGCCCAAGAGUCUUGCACAGUUGGAGUCUGGGCAGCCUAUGACCCUGUCCGCAAAGUGGUGGUAAUUGAUACAGAGGGCCUCCUGGGGGCCACUGUGAACUUGAGCCAGAGAACACGGCUGCUGCUGAAGGUCCUGGCCAUCUCUGACCUUGUCAUCUACCGUACUCGUGCUGACAGGCUCCACAAUGAUCUCUUCAAAUUCCUUGGUGAUGCCUCGGAGGCUUAUUUAAAACAUUUCACCAAGGAGCUAAAAGCUACUACAGCCCGUUGUGGCCUAGAUGUUCCUCUGUCAACUUUGGGUCCAGGUGUCAUCAUCUUUCACGAGACUGUGUACACCAAGCUGCUGGGCUCUGAUCAUCCUUCUGAAGUUCCUGAGAAGCUCAUUCAGGAUCGGUUUCGGAAGCUAAGCUGUUUUCCUGAGGCUUUCAGCUCAAUCCACUACAAGGGAACAAGGACAUACAAUCCUCCAACAGAUUUCUCUGGACUUAGGCGAGCUGUGGAGCAGCAGCUGGAGAACAAUACCACUCGGUCACCUAGGCAGCCUGGGGUUAUCUACAAAGCACUAAAAGCUCUAAGUGACCGGUUCAGUGGGGAGAUACCCGAUGAUCAGAUGGCUCACAGCUCUUUCUUUCCAGAUGAAUAUUUCACAUGCUCCUCUGUGUGCCUCAGCUGUGGGUGUGGCUGUAAGAAGAGCAUGAAUCAUGCAAAGGAAGGAGUCCCUCAUGAAUCCAAAAGUCGAUGCAGAUAUUCUCACCAGUAUGAUAACAGAGUUUACACUUGCAAGGCGUGUUACGAACGAGGGAUGGAGGUCAGUGUGGUGCCAAAAACCUCUGCUUCCACUGACUCUCCUUGGCUGGGUCUUGCCAAGUAUGCUUGGUCAGGAUACGUGAUUGAGUGUCCUAACUGUGGGGUGGUAUACCGCAGCCGACAGUACUGGUUUGGCAACCAAGAUCCUGUGAACACUGUAGUGAGGACAGAAAUUGAGCAUGUCUGGCCAGGGACUGAUGGAUUUUUGAAAGACAACAACAAUGCAGCCCAGCGUUUGUUGGAUGGGAUGAAUUUCAUGGCACAGUCAGUAUCUGAACUUAGCCUGGGACCCACAAAAGCGGUGACCUCCUGGCUGACUGACCAGAUUGCCCCAGCUUACUGGAAACCCAACUCUCAGAUCCUGAGUUGUAAUAAGUGCAACACGCCUUUUAAAGAUAACGACACUAAACAUCACUGCCGGGCCUGUGGAGAGGGCUUCUGUGAUGGCUGUUCUUCCAAGACCCGUCCAGUGCCUGAGCGAGGCUGGGGACCGGCACCAGUGCGCGUGUGUGACAACUGCUAUGAAAACAGGGGCAUGCAGUUAGAUGUGGCUGAGCUGCCUUCCGAUGAGGAAGGGGGAACACUUAUUGCCAGGAAGGUGGGGGAAGCUGUACAGAACACUCUUGGAGCAGUGGUGACAGCCAUGGACAUUCCCUUAGGUCUGGUAAAAGAUGCUGCCCGACCUGCAUACUGGGUGCCAGACCAUGAAAUCCUGCACUGCCACAACUGCCGGAAGGAAUUCAGUAUCAAACUCUCCAAACACCACUGUCGGGCCUGUGGCCAGGGAUUCUGUGAUGAAUGCUCACAUGACCGCAGAGCGGUUCCCUCUCGUGGAUGGGAUCACCCAGUCCGAGUUUGCUUUAACUGCAAUAAAAAGCCUGGUGACCUUUAACCCCAGGCUCUUCUCCAGAUCUUUGCAAUUCCUUAUGUUCUCAGGGUUACAAAUGAAGUAUCUGGUCUCCCUUUCACACCUUAACCUGUUGCAGCCAGAGUGCAUGUUUCCAGUUUCUGGCCUCCUCUCGUGUUAUAUCCAUCUUGGAACUCUGGGAAUGAGCUUACAUUCAGCCUCUAGGUUUUAAUUUCAAAUUAACUGGGAAAGGGAGGGAACUCCCUUGCAAAUGAGCAUACCAAAAUCCAGUGUAUUUUAUUCCAAUUAAAUAUAUAUAUAUAUAUUUAUCUAUGUAUAAUUUAGUAUAUUAAGAAUGUGGUUGGCUAAUGAAGCUUUGAGUAUUCCUAGUUCAAAUGAUGGAUGGUGGUGUUCCUUACUAUAUUGGAUCAGAUUUACAGCCUUCUGGUUCUUUUGGAACAUCUUGCUGAUCACAAUGUCCUGUGAGGAAGGUUUGGACUCUGUGCUGCCAGGAUAUCUCCAAUGUUUAUGUAUCAAUUACACGUGCUAAUUCAACCAUCCCUGCAUCUGGAGGUGUUGUAUUUCUGGCCAUGGAAGAUUAAACUUGGAUUAAUUAGAAGUUUGUUUGAACUGUGAUAAGGGCAGUGGUCUUGCAGUGCAAGAGCUAUCAAGUUGAAAUAGACCCCCUGGUAGAGACCAGUAGAGCUCUGAAAGGUAAAGCAAAUCACAUGGCACAAGGCAAAGCAUUCUGAUUUUGCCAUUUCAACUUCAAUACAGAUCAAAAGCUAGCAGGGUCUUCUUCUCCCUGACAAUGUUCUCAUGUACUCAGGUUUUCUUCAAAUUUUUCUGCCAGCUUGUUGCCAUUAAAAGUUUUGUCCAGAGCAGAACAAGAGAACAAUUUAUGUAGGCAGUUCUGAAAUAUGACGUUUGAGUUGUUUGGGUUGUGAUGACUUGUUUUCCCCCCCCCCCCCCCACUAAGAGAUUCUGGGAGUCUCGAGCCUCUGUGUUCUCAGACAUGGUUGCAUAGAAACUACACAGAUUUGACUUAUCUUUUUUCUAGUAAUAUGAAGUUAGAAAUCCACUUGGAAAAUGGGAACUUUUCUUCUUUGCCUCUAACAGCUGGCACUCACUGGACUUCAUCCUUUUAUUAAUGGACUGCAAUGGAUUCACUGAUUUUAUUAUCAAAAGCACCACUUAACCUAACUAAUAUUGUCUUGUACUGUGGAUUUGAACUUGUGGUUCCAGUCAUAAGAAGUAAGAGACCAUUGUGGAUUGAACUGUCUAAAAUUCUCCCUUCUUGGCUUACGUAGACAAGGAUUCUUCCACCACAUGAAAGUUUUCUCCUCUUGGAGUGGCUGGAGUUUGAUGCAAUGUCCUGAAACUGUGGUAUUCCCCCUGUCCCCCAGCUUAUUAAAUGUGCUCUUGUGUAGGUGAGUGCCCAACACCCUGUUUCUGGACUGUAUUAUUAAAUUAACUGCUAUAAAAGACUUUAUCUUCUGAGCAAGCGUACUCUUUUUUUCCUUGUAACAAGUGGUCUCUGAAAGAACAUUCUCACAAACUGAUUGCCCCUUCAACAACAUCCAGGCUACACAGGGGAGUAGACUUGGAGGACAUUCCAGGACACAUUUGGUACUGGCCAAGUUUACUGGGGACUGUCUAAUGUUUUUGUAAGCAAAGUGUGCCAUGAAAGGACAAUUGCGCAAGGGAGGGCACGAGUAGGUAGGAAUCCUCUCUUCAAAAGACAUUCUGCAUAUCCAGCCUAAUGCUGUGCUUCAAAGUAAUUUUUUUUUUUUUAAAUGGGAGAGCAAUGUGUUCUUUGUGCUGUUUAUGCAUGUAGCUUUACUACCAUGUUAAUGCACAAAGAGAUAACAGCCAUGACAUUCCUUGUAUAAAAUCUUUGGCAUCUGUCUCAACAACUUGUCUGGGUUUUUUUUUUUUCCCUUGUCACAGCCAGAGUUACUACUCAGUCAAAGAGAAAAUAUCGACUGAACAGUUUUAGUAUAUUUGUGAUCUUAGUAGCUUAGCAACCUGUCAAUAUGCCGAGUCCAGUCUUGAUUGAUUAUCCUGGAGCUGAAUUUCUUGUGCUGUUGCUCAACAAAGCAAAAUCUUACGUGGUGCUUAAACUGUCAGAGGCUUGGUGUUAUUUUUUCUGGACAAUGCUGAGAGGCUUACGUGGAUUCUUUGUUUUCCAAAAUGAAAAAAAAAAAAAUCUGUAGGGUUGAAGUUCACUGCUGUUUUCUGUAUAUAAGAGCUUUUGUUUUUUUCUGAUAGUUUUGGGUGCUGUGAAUAUGCAGAGUAUAGAAUACGGUUAUUGAAUGGAUUAGCUAUUUAUAGAGGAUAAAUGAAUAUUUUAGCAGAGCCCAACACUCUUUGGUGUUACUACAUUAGGAUUCAAUAAACAAAAGGAAACCUAAAUUAGGGAAAUAGAAAUUCUGAAAAAAAAUCACUAAAGCAAGUGACAUGGGAGCAUCUUGUGCUUCUGCCUGAAGAGAAGAGUUAAUUCCAGCAGUAGAAACCUGUGAGGGUUUUGUUGCUGAACUUGGAGAGAUGCUUUGCAUGCAGAGGUAUUGGUAGUAUCUAAACAGAGUGUGUCAUUGCAAAACCUGUCAGCAGUUAACAGCAGCCUUGCUGGAGCUCUGCUAAAGCCUGAACUGUGGGUGCUCAAUAAUGGUGGUAUGAGACACAUCUGACACUCUAAUGCAACUCCUGUGUGAUGAAGUCUUGUUUAUUCACAAGGGCAGGGAUAAGAGGUGACCAUUUUCCAGAAAAUUUCCAGAUCUUUGUGUGUUUUACUGAGGACAAAUUAAUUACCUGUCAUGAAAUUUCAGUUUGGAUCAACUGAAGGUCACUGUAAUGUUAGUAUUUCAGUAGUUAAAAUCAGCACACUGUCUUGGCAAGAUAAGGAAUUCAGUUGGUCUGAGAUAUGGCAUGAUAACAGGAUGAAGUUGACUGUUGUAAAUCUCUUGCCAUGAAAAUGCCAUCAGGUUGAUUUUUGGCAGAUCAAGCAGCCUCUGUGCCUCUUCUGGUUAGAAAAUGCUAUCAAAAACAUUGACUAAGAAUCAUGUGAAUUUACUGAUGUUCAAAGAUGUGUGAAAAACAUCAGAAAAGCACCACAAACCUAGCCUAGAUUUGUAGAGGAAAAAAGUCUGAUGUAAUUGCUCUAUUCUGAUGUAUUUAUUUCUAUUGUGGGUACCUAUGCCAAUUCGUCAUAAAGAUUCAUCUUCAAAUAGGUGGUGUGGGUUUUUCUCUCCUUCUGUGGUGCAUAUAUGUGAGAUUCAUAUAGAUGUGCACACUUUCAGGUAGACUCCCUAGCCAAAACCAUUGGGCCAAAUGUGACUUAUACGUGUAUGAGGUGCACAUUGCUCCUGAGACUAAGAGCUUGGGAAACAGAUGGCAGAACAGCAUGUUUGUAGCAUGUAGCUAUUGUCACAGUAGCAGCAGGCUGGAACAUGUAGCUUCUUGCAUAGGAAGAAUCGUUCCGUCUUUCACUUCCCUGCCCCCGUCCCCCUAAUGGGUUUUCUUGCUUAUUCGUGCUCCUGCCUAGUUCCUCACAAGUGAAGUUGCACUCGCUGAAGUUGGCCAAGGUAUCCCUUGCGUUCCUGUCUCUGUCACUUAUAAGCUGGACCUUUGGUUGUGUUCUGGAAAACAUGACAGCUCUCACUAGCUUUUGAUGUCAACAGAAAUUGUUGAAAUAAACACCAUCAUUAUGUUAGACCUGCCUUGCGUUUGUACUAGGUGUCUUCUCUGUGGCUGUGCUGAGACAUCCAUGCAUGUAACAGCUUUGAGUAGCCUGGGCUUUGACAUUGCAGGACUCCGGCUUCUCACAUGGUCAUACAGACUUUGCUCUUCAUCUUUUUGUUUCUAGCAUAAGCUGCUCAAUGAUGCUUGAGUACUAUCAUCUCACUCUGGCAGCCUCUCGUUUCCAUGUUUCAUUGUCAACUGAUGUCAGUCACUGCAGUUCCAUAUAUUGUGUCAUCGUUCUUGCGUGUGAUUUAUUGCUGAUGGCUGUAAUAUAAUUUGGCACUAACAGAUAUGUCUUUGCCUGCCAGUAAUUUGAGAACAGAGAGUGAUUUGAACAAGUGAUAGAACUGUCUGAUUUUUGUCAUCUGUGUCCCAUCCCUACCCCUUGUUUUAGCUGAGCACUCUUUCUUGGUAAAGCAAUGUUGACAUGUAUAUUCUGUCAUGAAAUGUUUUUCUUCCUAGCACAGGCACAUCAACAAUGAAGUCAUAGUAAUGCCAAAAUAAAUAGAAACUUACUAUGAGGGCUUUCAAAAUCAACAGUAUAAUGUGACAAAGACAAAACUAAAUUAGAAUGGCAGCUAGUCAGCUAUCUUAGGCCAAAAUUGAAGUGCAUUCAGCUUUUUAACAUCAUUUUAAUUGAGUAUAACUUAAGCAAAAAGUAAAGUGAUACAAAUACAAUUUAUAUAUAUGUAUUUGUGUGUAUAUAUAUAUAUAUAUGAAGUCCUUAUGUAGGAAAUGUCUCUGCUGUGGUAUUACAGAAAUUCUGUGUGGAAUACCUGGAGAUUUUGAAGCACUCUGAUUUCUGUCAUUUUGAAAAGCUGGCUAAGUCUUUCUGGUUCUGCUUAAAAAGCAAUUUUACAGCAGCACUGAGAGAGAAGCAGUAUUGUAUGGAUGGUAAUGUACAGAGGAUGACUUGUCAGGAAGGCUUUGCAGUUACUGUGGUACUUAUAGAACUGCAAAUAGGAAAAUUGUUUGAACAAAAGAUAAGUGAUCUUGAUUAUAUUUUCAGACAUUACCUAAAACUGAUGAUCAACUUUGUGCCUUGAAACAUGAAAUGAAUUGGUGAAGUGCUUUAAACAGUAGAGUUGAGCAUCUUUCAACCUCUCUUUCAACCUCUCUUCAAAACCCCUGCCUAGAAAGUGCUUUGGGAUAGCAUUGAUUGCUUGAUUCAGCUCACAGUAUGUGUUGAAUUUGCAAGUAUUCACAAGCAGUUUAAGGUCUGGGGACCAAAGCUGUAUUGUCCACUGCCGAAUUAUAACUUUUCUGAAAGCAGCUACUGCGAGGGGACAUAUUGAGACUAUGUACGCAUUCCUGUUUGAAUUCUUGCUUCCUUGCACCAAAUGCUUAACUUUCUAGUGGUAUUAGAAUAUAUCCGUAUUAAGCUCAAAA
Molecule: messenger RNA, 7839 nt
Organism: Cuculus canorus (common cuckoo)
Lineage: Eukaryota; Metazoa; Chordata; Aves; Cuculiformes; Cuculidae
Gene: ZFYVE1
Product: zinc finger FYVE-type containing 1
Exons: 13
Coding region: 406-2754 (782 amino acids)
Molecular function (GO): metal ion binding
Source: RefSeq, a predicted model, not a curated record